Messenger RNA from Diutina rugosa, 1368 nucleotides. Its product is annotated as fructose-2,6-bisphosphatase. The coding region runs from base 1 to 1368 and encodes 455 amino acids. The transcript has a single exon. Gene Ontology annotation, biological process: fructose 2,6-bisphosphate metabolic process; fructose metabolic process. Lineage: Eukaryota; Fungi; Ascomycota; Pichiomycetes; Serinales; Debaryomycetaceae. The record is from RefSeq and is a predicted model, not a curated record. Gene Ontology annotation, molecular function: 6-phosphofructo-2-kinase activity; ATP binding; fructose-2,6-bisphosphate 2-phosphatase activity. Gene Ontology annotation, cellular component: cytosol.
AUGCCGGUGUAUAGCGUUUCCCACGUCGAGAACGUGCGGGUGUGUGUGGUCAUGGUGGGCCUCCCCGCCCGGGGCAAGCUGCUCAUUGCCCAGAAGAUCGUCCGCUACCUCCUGUGGCUUUCGAUCAAAUCCAAGUGUUUCAACGUCGGUAAUUACCGGAGGGAGCUUGCCAAAGAUGUCGAUGCUUCCCACGAGUUUUUCAGCCCCACCAACGCCGUGGGCACCCAGUACCGUCGCCAGGCCGUCGAGGCGGCGAUUGAGGCGAUGAUGCACUGGUUCAACGACGAACAUGGCGUGGUGGGUGUCUUAGAUGCUACCAAUCUGACACGAGCUCGUCGAGACGAGAUCUUACAGCUUUGUCGGACUAACAGCAUCGAACCAAUGUUCUUGGAACUGUGGUGCGACGACGAGAACCUUAUCCUCCACAAUAUCAUUGAUGUCAAGACUACGAGUCCUGACUAUCAAGGCCAAAGUGCUGAUUUUGCCACGAGUGACUUCUUAAAGCGGAUAAAGCACUACGAACUGACGUAUGAACCCUUAGACCGCGACCAUGACCGCCAGCUAACUUUCGUCAAAUUGGUCAACGUCAACUCUCAAAUCAUGCUUAAUCGCAUUGAACUGUACUUGGAGCUGAGAAUCGUCUACUACGUGAUGAACUUACACAUCAGACCACGCACAAUCUACUUGCUGAGGCACGGGGAACUGGAGUACAAUUUGACCGGUCAAAUUGGCGGCGAUGCUAACUUAAGUGAACGAGGAUGGAAGUACGCUAAGAAAUUACCGGAAUUGGUCCUUAAACUGUUGGGGGAAGACGCCCCUCACACCAAUUUGACGGUGUGGACGCUGACGCUCAAACGCACCCAGCAAACGGCGCUGUUCUUACCGUAUAAGAAAAAGCUCUCGUGGAAGGCGUUGGAUGAGCUUGACGCUGGUGACUGUGACGGCAUGACAUACGAAGAGAUUGAACAGAAAUUCCCUGAGGACUUCAAGGCCCGUGACGAUAAUAAGUACGAGUACCGUUAUCGCGGCGGCGAACUGUAUCGGGAUAUUGUUAUUAGGCUUGAACCGAUUAUCAUGGAGCUAGAACGCCAGGAAAAUAUCUUGAUUAUCACCCACCAGGCGGUGUUACGUUGUCUCUAUGCCUAUUUCAUGAAUAUCCCUCAGGAGGAACUGCCGUGGAUGCUGAUCCCAUUACACACGCUUAUUAAGCUUGAACCGAGAGCCUACCUGACGUUGGUACUGAGAUUAAAAGCCGAUAUCCCUGCCGUGUCGACGUAUAAGGAAAAAGGGACCAGUCAGUUAGGUGAGGCCGAGGGGGCGAAACUGGUCAAACUGAGGGAUAUUAUUAAUGAACUGCCGUGUUCAUGA